CUCAUUUCCAUCUUAUACUGCACCACUCACUCGACACAGCCUUGUCCUUGUAGACAUGUGACGGGAAUACUACUCAUCCCUAGAGACAUGCCACCGCGCAAAACAGCCGCCAAGGGCAAAGCCAGCGCGUCCAAAGGUUCAACUUCUACAUCUCGACGUUCCAAACUUGCAAAGGAGAAUGAGAUUACCGCAGAAGAAGAAUUCGAGAUCAAAGAGGCGUGGAACCUCUUCCGCAUAGACGAUGUGGAAGAAUAUGAGGACGAAAAAGAAGGAGUCAUCCCUACCAGCAAGGUGAAAGAUGCAUUCCGAGCACAAGGCCUCGCUCCAAAGAGUCAGUCAGAGAUGCAGGAAUUCAUCGAUACCCUGGAUCCGGAUUCAUCAGGUUAUGUCACUUAUCCGCACUUUCUUGCCUUGUGCGCCCUUCAGCUCAAGUCAAAGACGGACGAAGCAAAGGAUGAGGAAGUCCAGACGGCAUUUGAUCUAUUUCACCCCGGACAAGCCCCGGCAAACCAUGAGCAGGUGAUUCGCCUACAAGAUCUACGGAUCGUUGCAAAGACCUUGAAAGAAGACGUCAGUGACGACGUUCUCAAGGCUAUGAUAUUAGAGGCGAAUGGAGGGCAAGGAAUUGGGAGAGGCGUCAAUGUCGAGGAUUUCCGUGCUGUCAUGACCAGGGCGGGCGUUUUUCAUUGAGACGAAUGCGAUACUGGCGGUGUGAGAUUUUCUAAGUCUGUACAAAGACCAUGUACAACAGGGACCGGAAAGAAACGAUUUCAACAUUGAUCUUUUAUUGUCUCCACAUAAAUCAACCUACAAGCUCAUUGAGAAGCUGUAGCAGUAGAGAUCCGUGGAAGUCCCGCGACCAGAUUUUGUUAUCUGACCGUUGAUCGAGACCUGGUACUAUUCUAGCUUCCCUGUCCACACUGACUCGUUUUGGGGCAAAAUGAAACGGCCAGCUCUAGCAUAGAUAGAAG
This is a messenger RNA of Exophiala oligosperma, 971 nucleotides long. RefSeq lists its product as uncharacterized. Bases 88 to 690 code for a protein of 200 amino acids. The transcript is spliced from 3 exons. Gene Ontology annotation, molecular function: calcium ion binding. Lineage: Eukaryota; Fungi; Ascomycota; Eurotiomycetes; Chaetothyriales; Herpotrichiellaceae. The record is from RefSeq and is a predicted model, not a curated record.